UGAACCUCGUGUCGAAAGUCCUGCCAAUCACAACAUGAAUGCCACAGCAAGCGCUGACUGGGGGAUGGGUGACUCAGAGAGCUUUGUGCUUUUCCGUCCGAUCAUCCAUUCCCGUGGCUCGCACACGGUUGUAAGGCUCAUGCAGGUUAGACGGCAGGUGAUAUUUAGACUUUUAGGCUAUACACCUCCACUUCUUUCUUUCAUCCACAUCUUUCCUACUCUUCAUAACGUAUUUGACAUUAGUAACGUUCCUGUCUGUGACAAGCAGAAGCGCUUCUCCAUCGACGGUCGUUCACAGGUCACUCUCAAGCACUGGACACCGCGCCAUGGACAUACCCAUCCUAUCGAGGAUUGCGGGUUUCCUCGGAAUCACGUCGCUACAAGCAACUGGACGGGAUGCAUACAUCAUCAUCACCCUGCGCUCUCUGCGCAUGUUCACGUCCGGAAUCCCAUCGUUGAUCCUCGCUCUGUUCUUUGCCUCGCUCAAGUUUCCGGAUUCGAGGAUCGGAGUGUUCAUGACAUUGACAUUGCUCGGCGAUGUGUUUCUGUCAUUGCUGCUCACGCUUGUUGCCGACAAACUGGGCCGGCGAAGGAUAUUGUUCGGUGGCAGUGUUAUGAUGGCGAUGUCUGGUGUUACUUUUGCUCUGUCGGAGAGUUUUUGGAUUUUGCUAAUUGCAGCUGUUUUUGGAAUCAUCAGUGUCACCGGCGCUGACUGUGGUCCUUUUCGAGCUGUCGAAGAGAGCAUUUUGAGUGGGCUGACAGACGAAACAACUCGCAGUGACGUGUUGACUUGGUAUGUCACAUUCACAACAAUGGCGGGCGCCGUAGGUGCCGAAGUCGCAGGACGUGUAGUCCACGCUCUGGAAAAAAGGCACAAUGUUGUUAAGGCCUACCAUGCUUUGUUCUGGGCUUACGCAGCUUUUGGAGUCAUCGGCAGCAUCCUUUGUCUGAGUCUCAGUGAACGAUGCGAAGCAGCUGGCGAAAAGCGCGCAGAGAUGCAAGAACGGGGACGAGGUGGCGACGGAGAAGAGGAGGAAGUCUUGUUGGAAGCUAUGAUAUCUAGCACGGCGGACGGUUUCGAAAAUGAAGGAGGUCGCCGCGGUCGUCAGGCGGACGUUCAAAUCCCACUGAAGAGCAAGCAGAGCUACUUCAGCCAGAUCUCGAAAACAACGCGCUCCAUCAUGUACAAGCUUUGGAUUCUCUUGGCCAUCGACUCCCUUGCAGACGGUAUGACCCCAUACUCGCUUAUGAAUUACUACAUCGAACAGAAAUUCAAUGUUUCGAAAGCGACUCUGGGUGACAUUACCUCUGCUUCGCAAUUUCUAUGCGCUUUCAGCGCCGUCUUUGCUGGGCCACUUGCUAAGAAGAUUGGACUCAUCAAUACGAUGGUGUUCACCCACCUGCCGUCUUCGAUUGCAAGCGCAUUCAUCCCGCUCCCCCAAACCGUUGGCCCAACUAUCGGGAUCCUACUGUUCCGGGCUGCGCUCAACAGUAUGGAUCAAGCUCCGCGUACUGCGUUUAUUGCGGCUGUCGUCAAGCCUGAAGAGCGUACAGGCGCAAUGGGCAUCACGAGUAUGGUCAGGACGUUAGCCAUGAGUGCCGGACCUUCAAUUACCGGUCUGUUAUCCGGAUACAAUGUAUUCUGGAUCGCUUUCCUCGCCACAGGUACUUGCAGGAUCAUCUACGAUCUGGGCUUGUGGGUCCUGUUCUCGACUGUGAAGAUUGACAACAAGCCCGCUGCAAGAGAAGACGAUCUCAGCAGCGUGGAUGAUGAGGCCUGGAACGGUCUGCUGAGUGACAGCGACAACGACAGCAACCUCGACUUCGAGGGCAGAAAGAGUGAGGACCUGGAAAGCGUUCAAAAUAGGGUAUAGGCGUAGCUGGCCUGCUACGGAUGUCACAAUCAAGGACGCUGAACUACUCAGACUGUGCAGUGGUACCUGGCCUAGCCACUUGAGUGAGGAAUUCGACGCGCAAAUAAGGACAUACCUACGACAGUUUUCAUAGUGACUAUCGCAUGUUCAACGAGGCAACUUUAGCUACGACAGAACGAGCCGCACCAGAUAGACUACACAAUUGACGAAAAGACCAAUG
This is a messenger RNA of Didymella exigua CBS 183.55, 2094 nucleotides long. Its product is annotated as major facilitator superfamily MFS_1. Gene Ontology annotation, biological process: transmembrane transport. The transcript has a single exon. Bases 327 to 1874 code for a protein of 515 amino acids. Gene Ontology annotation, cellular component: fungal-type vacuole membrane. The record is from RefSeq and is a predicted model, not a curated record. Gene Ontology annotation, molecular function: transmembrane transporter activity. NCBI's taxonomy places the organism in Eukaryota, Fungi, Ascomycota, Dothideomycetes, Pleosporales, Didymellaceae.